Molecule: messenger RNA, 1374 nt
Organism: Closterium sp. Naga37s-1
Lineage: Eukaryota; Viridiplantae; Streptophyta; Zygnematophyceae; Desmidiales; Closteriaceae
Source: the annotation of a GenBank genome assembly
CAUCUGAACGGGCGGAGCGAGGCAGCACAACUGCGGGAGGCAAAUCCCCUUCAAAAACUCCCGAUGAACCGCCAGAAAAGCCGCUCACCAGCAGUGGCGGCGGCGGUCAUGCUCGCGGGAGCACAGGCGGCAGUGGCGGCGCAGGGCGCGAGGGCAGGGGGAAGAAGGGCAAGGCGCGGAUCGACCCGGUGGGGAUCGUGGCGAGCGACCCGUCGCUGAAGGCGUUUGAGGGCGAGCUGCGCGCGCGGUACAAGCGACUCAAGGACCUGCGGCAGUACAUCGACGAGGAGGACGAGGACCUGCUCGAACUCGCCAACGCGCACAAGAUGAUGGGGCUGCACCGCCAUCCGUGGCACUGCAUCGAGCUCUAUGAAUGGGCGCCAGGCGCAACGCGCUGUGCGCUGGUAGGCUCGUUCAACAACUGGGAUGGUACAGAAGCCGUGUCAGAGAAAGGCCCAGCAGGGUGCGACGAGCUGGGCGUGCACCGCGUGGUGCUGCAGGACCGCCUGCGCGCAGGGCAGCAGGCAGACCCGUUCGGACAGGAGUACAACUAUGAUGUGGAGACGGACAGUGGUGAUAGGGACCUGGACUGGGAGGGGCUGUAUAGGGCCGCUCAGGACAGGUACUGGGAGGAGGGCGAGGACCAUCUGAUGCAUGAGUAUGUGGAUCCUGAUUUCGAGGAGGAGGAGGCGGAGGAGGGGGGUGGAGGGAGUGCGGUUGAGGGAGAGGAUGGGGGAUUGGAGGAGGGGGAGGAAGGGGGGUUGAGAGAGGGGUUAGGUGGUGAUGGUGGUGGCGGUGGUGGGGGGGAGGGGGGAGGGGAAGGGAGUAAGCAGCAUGUGCAGGGCAAGGAAUGGGUUGCGAAGGUGAGGGAGACAGGGGCGUACAAGGGGUGGGUGAACGGGCCGAUGCACUUGACUGAAGCACAACAGCGGGAGGAGGAGCAGGAAGACGGGCAGACAGAGGGGCAAGCAGCACAGAAACCCACACGCAGGCAGCAUUCAAAGGCAUCCAGCGCAGGCAGCAGCAGAUCCGGCAAGUCAAGCAAGCUACCGCCCAUCGCAGUGCCGUACACAGGCAGCGAGGGCGUGGGUGUGGGCGACUGGCAGCUGCUUAAAGACCCCGCAUGGGCAGCAUACGUGGAGAACAAGCAGUUGCCGUACCCGUACUGGCUGGCGGAGAGGAAGGGGCGUGCGGCAUGGGCGAGGAAGUAUGAAGCGGCAGUGAGGCAUGGGGACCGGUGGAGGGUGCAGCUGAGCACGGCUCAGGGCGUGCUGCAGCGCGUGUCCGCGUGGGCCACGUUUGUUGCUCCAGGUGGGGUGGGGGAUGGAUGUGUGAUGUUGCUGGGUACUGUGCUCAUGCGCUGGAUCGCCACAU